Messenger RNA from Chelmon rostratus (copperband butterflyfish), 3979 nucleotides. It is a transcript of the gene smyd2a, whose product is annotated as SET and MYND domain containing 2a. Gene Ontology annotation, cellular component: nucleus. Gene Ontology annotation, molecular function: protein binding. The coding region runs from base 84 to 1391 and encodes 435 amino acids. NCBI's taxonomy places the organism in Eukaryota, Metazoa, Chordata, Actinopteri, Chaetodontiformes, Chaetodontidae. The record is from RefSeq and is a predicted model, not a curated record. The transcript is spliced from 12 exons.
CUGGCAGAAGCUGAUUAGAGCACUCAGCAGACACAGGUGGUGGUCGGCAGUAUCUGACCGAACAACCGUAAACAGAAGAAACCAUGAAGAACGAAGGUAUAGAGGGCACGGAGAGGUUCCUGAGCCCGGGCAAAGGCAGAGGCCUGCGGGCAGUGAGGCACUUCGAGGUGGGGGAGCUGGUGUUCGCCUGCCCUGCCUACUCCUACGUGUUGACAGUGAAUGAAAGGGGAGCGCACUGUGAGCACUGCUUCACAAGGAGAGAGGACCUUUUUAAGUGUGGCAAAUGUAAGCAAGCCUACUACUGCAAUGUCGACUGUCAGAGAGGGGAUUGGCCCAUGCAUAAGCUGGAGUGUGUAGCUAUGUGUGCCUAUGGGGAAAACUGGUGUCCAUCAGAGACUGUCAGACUGGUCGCUAGACUCAUCAUGAAGCAGAGAGUUACAACAGAACGAACCCCUUCAGAAAGGCUGCUACUGUUCAAAGAGUUUGAAUCCCAUUUAGAUAAGAUGGACAGUGAGAAGGAGGAGAUGAACCAGGCUGACAUAGCAGCGCUGCACCACUUCUACUCCAGACACAUCAGUGACCUCCCCAACGAACAGGCUCUCACUGAGCUCUUUGCACAGGUUAACUGUAAUGGUUUCACCAUAGAGGAUGAGGAGCUGUCCCAUUUGGGAUCAGCUGUUUUUCCUGAUGUAGCACUGAUGAAUCACAGCUGUAGUCCUAAUGUCAUAGUGACCUAUAAAGGCACAGCAGCUGAGGUCAGAGCUGUUCAAGAGAUAAACCCUGGAGACGAGAUCUUCAACAGUUACAUAGACCUGCUCUAUCCAACAGAGGACAGGAAAGAGAGGUUGUUAGAUUCCUACUUCUUCACAUGCCAGUGUACUGAGUGCACCUCCAAGUCUAAGGAUACAGAAAAAAUGGAGAUCAGGAAGCUGAGUUCUCCACCAGAGCCAGAGGAAAUCCGAUCUAUGGUCCGUUACGCCAAAAAUGUCAUCGAGGAGUUCAGGAGAGCCAAACACUACAAGACCCCCAGUGAGCUGCUGGAGAUGUGUGAGCUUAGCCAGGAGAAGAUGGGAGCUAUAUUUGCAGAUACCAACGUCUACAUGCUGCACAUGAUGUAUCAGGCCAUGGGUGUCUGUCUCUACAUGCAGGACUGGGAUGGAGCUAUGAGCUACGGAGAGAAGAUCAUUCAGCCAUACAGUGUUCACUACCCAGCAUACUCUCUAAAUGUGGCAUCUAUGUAUCUGAAACUGGGACGUCUGUAUUUGGGGCUGGAGAAGAAGUCACAGGGAGUCAAAGCUCUGAAGAAGGCAGUUGCCAUCAUGGAGGUGGCUCAUGGGAAAGAUCACCAUUAUGUAGCAGAAGUCAGACGAGAAAUCGAGGAGCAGAAGUAAACGAGGUGCAGCAGGAGGAGAAAAAGAUUAACGAGAGGCACUGGAUUGGGAAACCUCUCUUAAAGCAACAAAAUUCACAUCACUACUGCAUGCCAUGCAUCUAAUACCUCUCCGUUUUCCAUCGCCCACUCUAUUUUUCUUGCCUCUCUUGAGUCAGGGUUUCUUUUUUCAUGUCAACUGUCAACGUACUGUGGCUGAGGAUGACCACAUUUUGUAUCUGCAGCUACUUCAGUGAGAAACAGACAAAUUGGGGUUAAAAUGUUUGCGAUGAAAAGAGUCUAGUUAGUCUCACAGUUCUAACCUUGAACUUCAUUCGAAAAUGUUGUUUUCUGUGUGCUGAAGCCCAUUAAAUCCAUAUUGUAAUUCAAAAAAGGAGAUCAUCAGUGGAGAAAAGAAAAACUUUAAUACUGCCUUUAAAGCUGCCUUUCAAAAGAAACAAAACUUUCAUGUGACAGCUACUUAAGCUUUAUUUUCUGAUGUGAAAUUCUGUCCAGUUUUUCUUUCCAUGUGAGUCUGAAAUCAUUCAGUGUUCUAUAGACUGCCUAUGUUCUACUAUUACUUAUAUCUUUGGCUGCAGUUUUAGCUGCACAGCUGUGCUCCAGAGCAGCUCUUCAAUUAUUUGGACUUCUGUACAAACAGGCAAGUAGUUGUUACGGAGGGCAUUACUGUUUAUUCACAGACAUUUUAAAUCUGUCAAAUAUUCCGCAACAGAGUUUCUGGCUUCAUUGAUUCAUAUUUAAACUGUGAAAAAAAGAUAACUGACCAUGCAUCAGGCACUCUGUAGCAACGGAGAAGAGAAUGCAAAGAACUAUUCCUGAUUGAAACCAGUGCUUGUCUUACAGUAUGUUCCACUUGUUUUAAAGAACCUGAAAAGGUGUUGCAUGUUUAUGUUGUGUGUUUUGUUUUUCAUAUGAGGCUUGUUGACCAAAAGGGCCACGGGUUUAAUUGACAAGGAACCAGCUAUAAUUAUCUAUUCACAGUUUAUCCUUAAACAGGGGUGCUGAUCUGAGACCUGUUUGCCUCUUAAGUCAGAGCGAAGACAUUGGUACUAUGACCUAACCAAUGAUCCUGGAUCAGAGCCCCUUUGCUCUCAGGAAAAAAAGGCGCAACACCGUAGCUUUUGUUGCCUUUUGUCAAGAGAUAGGUUAUUGUACCUUUUUAAUGUUUUCUCAGAAACAUCAUGAAUCCAGAUUCAUAACCCUGGGAAUGAAAUCACCUUCUCAUCAGUGGGCAGAAUACUAACAUAUGGUAGAACUAGGUAGAAUAUAAUUAGACAUACACCUGAUAACAAUGGGGGGGAUAACAUUCUCUCUAGACACAUUUAAUUUUAUAGUCAACAAGCAUAAAUGCAUCUCCCUUUAAUCUCUGCUUCAGUGCAAAGUUAGGUUUUGCACUCUAGUAAGCAUAACAGACUGAGAGGAAUCAUAACAAAUUUUUCCAACAAGGCAACUUUUUAAGGAAGCAUUACCUUCAGCAAAAUGGGUGCUCAAAACUCAUAAAAUGUGUGUCAUUGGUACAGUAGGUUGUCAUAAAUGGACGUGUUGUCUGUGUGUUGUGGUUUUAAAUGAUCCUGAAUCAUGAGUAGGAGGGAAGGAGCAGUUACAGGUUGUAAAACUGUAGUUUCUCUCUGCUGCAGAUUUGACGAAAUCGUUAUAUAGAAAUACCAUGUAAAAGGCGGCGGGACUUCCUGUUUUUUCAGUUUUUAUUUUAAGGAGUAAGCAUGUGGUAUGGAAGGCUUAAAAGGCGGCUUUAAAAACUACAAUGGAAAGGAAAUGCAAAGAUCAUCACCUGGGCCUUAUUUAAGGGUUCUUGUUGCACUAAAAUUUUCUAACAAAACGAUGUCAAAAAGCAAACCUGCAUGCACAUUUUGUUUCAUUUUUAUCAGCUUCUGUGGCUGGACAGUUGGCCUGCCUGCAGUCGUCACACAGUAACACGAGUCACACAUCUAAAUCCUGUGUACUUUUCAAUGCCUGUAGCUUCUCCCUCUUCCUUACUAUGGAUGCAAUUUUAUGCACCACAUGAAUGUGGGUAACUGGGGGUUAGAAAUAGCCCGUUGUAAUGAAUUGCUUGUGGUCAUAUUUGUAGCAACUCCUGCAUUGGUGACUCUUAGUCGCCUGCAAAAAUGCAUGUAGAAGGUGCCUGCCUUACAGCUUUGCACAGGUAAUCCAAAAUCACCAAUCAGCAACUGUGUUUCACAAGUUUAUUUUUGUCUAUGUUUUUACAAAAGAAAGACACAAAGAAAAGAGUUUCUGUAGGCUGGUUUGCACAAACCAAAUGAUAUCUAAACCUCUGCCAGAUUUGAGCACUUCAUUUAAUUUCUGGCACUCUUAGGAAAUGCAAUGAUUUGUUUCUUUUUUUCUGUGAUGUCAGAAAAGAUGUGGUACAAGGGUUAAAACAGUAAAAUCCAGACUCAUUUUGCACGUACAAAACCAGGGAUAGGACACCCAGAUGAUGUUUUCUGCCAUUUCUGUAAUGAACUGUUACUUUAUCAGGCAUGAAUGUUAUUUUAUUGGAAUGCAAAACUAAAAUCUGAGCCUCUGAUUCUUUCUGUAUCAUGUCAGUGGAACUCAAUAAAAUGCAGUAUGGCA